AUGGGCCGAGGGGUGCGCGUGCUGCUGCUGCUGGGCCUGCUGCACUGGGCCGGGGGCGGCGAGGCCAGGAAGACCUGGCGGCGCCGCGGCCCGCAGCCGCCCCCGCCCCCGCCCCCGCCCCCGCCCCGCGCCGAGGCCGCCCCCGCGGCGGCGCAGCCGGUGGAGAGCUUCCCGCUGGACUUCACGGCCGUGGAGGGCAACAUGGACAGCUUCAUGGCGCAGGUCAAGAGCCUGGCGCAGUCCCUGUACCCCUGCUCGGCUCAGCAGCUCAACGAGGACCUGCGCCUGCACCUCCUGCUCAACACGUCGGUGACCUGCAACGACGGCAGCCCCGCCGGCUACUACCUGAAGGAAUCCAAGGGCAGUCGGCGGUGGCUUCUUUUUCUGGAAGGUGGCUGGUACUGCUUCAACCGGGAGAACUGUGACUCCCGUUAUGACACCAUGAGGCGCCUCAUGAGCUCCAGGGACUGGCCGCGCACCCGCACAGGCACCGGGAUCCUGUCCUCCCAGCCAGAGGAAAACCCCCACUGGUGGAAUGCCAACAUGGUCUUCAUCCCCUACUGCUCCAGCGAUGUCUGGAGUGGGGCUUCGUCCAAGUCUGAGAAGAACGAGUAUGCUUUCAUGGGCGCCCUCAUCAUCCAGGAGGUGGUCCGAGAGCUCCUGGGCAAGGGGCUGAGUGGGGCCAAGGUGCUGCUGCUGGCAGGGAGCAGCGCGGGGGGCACAGGGGUGCUGCUGAACGUGGACCGCGUGGCCGAGCAGCUGGAGGAGCUGGGCUACCCGGCCAUCCAGGUGCGGGGCCUGGCGGACUCGGGCUGGUUCCUGGACAACAAGCAGUACCGCCGAACAGACUGCAUCGACACCGUCACCUGUGCGCCCACGGAGGCCAUACGCCGAGGCAUCAGGUACUGGAACGGGGUGGUCCCGGAGCGCUGUCGGCACCAGUUCAAGGCCGGCGAGGAGUGGAACUGCUUCUUUGGCUACAAAGUCUACCCAACGCUGCGCUGCCCGGUGUUUGUGGUGCAGUGGCUGUUCGAUGAGGCUCAGCUGACCGUGGACAACGUGCACCUCACGGGACAGCCUGUGCAGGAGGGCCAGUGGCUGUACAUCCAGAACCUGGGCCGUGAGCUGCGGAACACGCUCAAGGAUGUGCCGGCCAGCUUCGCCCCCGCCUGCCUCUCCCAUGAGAUCAUCAUCCGGAGCCACUGGACGGACGUCCAGGUGAAGGGGACCUCGCUGCCCCGGGCGCUGCACUGCUGGGACAGAAGCCUGCAUGACGGCCACAAGGCCAGCAAGGCCCCGCUGAAGGGCUGCCCCGUCCACCUGGUGGACAGCUGCCCCUGGCCCCACUGCAACCCCUCUUGCCCCACCAUCCGGGACCAGUUCACCGGGCAGGAGAUGAACGUGGCCCAGUUCCUCAUGCACAUGGGCUUCGACGUGCAGACCGUGGCGCAGCAGCAGGGCCUGGAGCCCAGUACGCUGCUGGGGAUGCUGAGCAGCGGGAGCUAGGGGUCCCGCCCCGGGGAGCUGGCGCUGGGGCCGGCCACGCCAUGGGCUCCACUGCCCCUCCUAGGACGGACGGGGCCCCGGCUGGCCCCACAGCUGCCUUCACUGCCCCUCUACCACUGCCACCUGGAGCCCAGCCACAGCCCCCAGCCCUGCCUCCUGCCCACGCUGGGGAGCCCCAAGCACUGGGCUCCAGCCCACCAGCCCGGAAGUCCCCCGAGCCCAGCCCCAGCCUCUCUUGGCGUUUUGUAUUAUUUUAUAAAGUGACUUUUUUAUCACUUUAAUUUUUUUUAAAAGGAAAAUAAGAAAUAUAUGAUUAAUGAUA
Molecule: messenger RNA, 1828 nt
Organism: Canis lupus familiaris (dog)
Lineage: Eukaryota; Metazoa; Chordata; Mammalia; Carnivora; Canidae
Gene: NOTUM
Product: notum, palmitoleoyl-protein carboxylesterase
Exons: 11
Coding region: 1-1506 (501 amino acids)
Molecular function (GO): hydrolase activity
Source: RefSeq, a predicted model, not a curated record